AUGGAUGCAACACCAAAUCCAAAUGCAAAGUUGAGUAAAAGCCAGUUAGAGGAGCUUAAACAAUCCGCAAUUGUGGGUGAUACUACAUUCUUUGACUCUCUCACAAAACUACAACUUUUGAAGGCUAUCGAACACCGAGACGAAACUGGACUCUCUCUCCUCCACGUGGCCGCUACCAACGGUCAGUUUGAGGUGGUGAGAAUUCUAGCUGAGAAUGAUUCAAAGAAGAGUUCGAUCAAUGACAUGGAGAAACAGGGUCGUACUCCCAUUCAUUUCGCUUCCAAAUGUGGCAGUGUUCAAUCUGUUCUUUUACUAAUCAUCCAUGGAGCUGAUAUUGACAUGGCAGAUAUUGAUGGUAAAACUGCUCUUCACUAUGCUGCUGGUAAUGGAUGGGAAAGAAUUGCUAUGUUGUUGAUUUUGUGUUCUGCAAACGUCAAUGCUAAGGACAAGCUUGGAAACACGCCAUUGCAUCAUGCAGCUAGCAUAGGAAGCUUAGAGCUGUGUGAAUUGUUCCUGGAAAAUGGAGCUGAGAUCGAUGCCGUUGACAUAUGUAAGCUAACGCCUUUGAUCAAUGCUGCCAUAUAUGCACAUAAAGAGGUUGAAGCUUUUUUAAUCAGAAACGGGGCAAAGUGGGAGAAACUGAAUGAAAUUGAAGAAGGUAGUAAGACGAUUCUAAAGCCUUGGCCAAAGAAUCUUCAAGACGCGGUUUCUGAUGCUCUAAAAGAGAUGGCAGCAAGUUUGAGUGAAGACAAGUUUGAUGAGCUUAAGAAAUCUGCAAUUAAGGGUGAUACUACACUUUUCGACUCUCUCACAAGACUAGAACGUAUCAAGGCUACCCAACAGCGAGACGAGACUGGUCUCUCUCUCCUCCAUGUGGCCGCUACCAACGGUCACUCUGAGGUGGUGAAAAUUCUAGUUGAGAAUGAUUUGGAUAACAGUUCAAUCAAUGACAAGGACAAUCACGGUCGGACUCCUAUUCAUUUCGCUUCCAUAAGUGGCAAUGUUGAUGUUCUUCUUUUACUAAUCACUCAUGGAGCUGAUGUUAACAUGACAAAUUUUUUUGGUAAAACUGGUCUUCACUAUGCUGCUAAAAGGGGAUGGUUGCCAAUUGCUAAAACGUUGGUUCUUGUUGGUGCACAUGUCAAUGCUAGGGACAAGGCUGGAAACACACCAUUGCAUAAUGCAGCUUGCAUAGGAAACUUAGAGCUGUGUGAAUUGUUCCUUCAACAUGGAGCUGAAAUCGAUGCCGUUGACACAUCUGGGCUGACCCCUUUGAUGAUUGCUGCCAUAAGGGCAAAAAAAGAGGUUGUAGUUUUGUUAAUCAGAAGAGGGGCAAAAUGGGAGGAACUGCAUUCAGCUGAAAAAGGUUACAAGACGUUCCUAGAGUUCUGUCCAGAUCUUGAGGAUGUGUUUACUAAUACUUUAAAAGAGAUUGGUGUGAUUGUUGAUUCUUUACAAGAGAAGAGGAAGACAAUAUGACGAUUCUAGAGUUUUGUUUCAAAGGAUCUUGCAGACGCGAUUGUUCAUAGUCUAACUGUGUGAGGCGAGUUCUGCAUCAGGAAUCAGGAUGAACCUGGAAGCAUACUGCCACUGGUUUUGGUGUGCAGGACUUUAUAAACCUUGCUGCCUUCCUUUUUUUUGCUGACUAUGAACAAAAAUGUGAUCAAUUUUUGUUAGUUUCUAUACGAGAUGAAUUGUAAAUAAUGUUAGAGAUCCAAAUGCAGUUGUUAAGCUUGUAAAUCCUUUUUUGCCUUCAUAAGUCAUAACAAUGUCUGAUUAUUUUUAGCUUCGAUUUUAUUACAAAUAGUAUGACAUUAUUACCUGUGUU
Beta vulgaris subsp. vulgaris (sugar beet) is the source of this 1828-nucleotide messenger RNA. RefSeq lists its product as uncharacterized. The transcript has 10 exons. Gene Ontology annotation, cellular component: nucleus; cytoplasm. The record is from RefSeq and is a predicted model, not a curated record. Lineage: Eukaryota; Viridiplantae; Streptophyta; Magnoliopsida; Caryophyllales; Amaranthaceae. Bases 1 to 1479 code for a protein of 492 amino acids. Gene Ontology annotation, molecular function: protein binding.